This is a messenger RNA of Scatophagus argus, 2731 nucleotides long. RefSeq names its product lanosterol 14-alpha demethylase (gene cyp51a1). Lineage: Eukaryota; Metazoa; Chordata; Actinopteri; Scatophagidae. The transcript has 10 exons. Gene Ontology annotation, molecular function: heme binding; iron ion binding; oxidoreductase activity, acting on paired donors, with incorporation or reduction of molecular oxygen. The coding region runs from base 242 to 1741 and encodes 499 amino acids. The record is from RefSeq and is a predicted model, not a curated record.
GUCAGGCGGGGGCAGGACCAGUACGUCCAUGAUAUUGACAGGUAGAGAUGAUGGGGCAAUAAUACGAAAGGUCCUCCAACAUGAACAUCAGAGGAUCUGCAAACUUUGAGUAAGAGUGCACUUAGUCUUUGAAGCAAUUCUUUCUAAUUUUUUUAUCCUUUACUUUGCCACUACAAGGCGAAGUUCUUCCGGGCUUGUGAAACAUUUAUCUUAAGAGGACAGAUCCAGCGGAGAAGGUAAAAUGUCGCUGCAUUUGUAUGAAAUGAGCAGCAGGCUACUCGGGGACACUGUUGGGAUAAUGAACGAAAACCUGACUUCAGUGGUUCUGGCGGCUUCUCUCAUAACUCUCAUUCUGGGAUAUAUCUCCAAGUUGCUGCUCAAACAGUCUCCCGACAAGGACCUGAAAUACCCACCUUACAUACCCUCCAGCGUCCCCUUCCUGGGUCACGCCAUUGCAUUUGGGAAAAGUCCCAUUGAGUUUCUUGAAAAUGCUUAUGAAAAAUACGGCCCUGUGUUCAGUUUCACCAUGGCAGGAAGCACAUUCACCUACCUGCUGGGCAGCGAAGCAGCCACGCUGAUGUUCAACAGCAAGAACGAGGACCUGAAUGCCGAGGACGUCUACUCCCGACUGACCACUCCAGUGUUUGGCAAAGGAGUAGCCUACGACGUCCCGAACAACAUCUUUCUGGAACAAAAGAAGAUGUUGAAGACUGGUCUGAACAUCGCUCGUUUUAAGGAACACGUGAAAGUCAUCGAGGCAGAGACAAUAGAGUAUUUUAAGAGAUGGGGAGACAGCGGGGAGAGAAACCUGUUUGAGGCUUUGUCUGAGCUGAUCAUCCUGACGGCCAGCAGCUGCCUUCAUGGGAAGGAGAUCCGCAGCAUGCUGGAUGAGCGAGUGGCGCAGCUUUACGCCGACCUGGACGGAGGUUUCAGUCAUGCUGCCUGGCUCCUGCCCGGCUGGCUGCCCUUGCCCAGUUUCAGGAAAAGGGACAGAGCUCACAGAGAGAUCAAAAACAUCUUCUUCAAGGUGAUCCAGAAACGCAGGCAGUCUGUAGAGAAAGUGGACGACAUCCUGCAGACCCUCAUCGAUGCCACCUACAAAGACGGACGACCCCUGAAUGAUAACGAGAUCGCAGGGAUGCUGAUUGGCCUCCUCCUGGCGGGUCAGCACACGUCCUCCACCACCAGCGCCUGGAUGGGUUUCUUCCUGGCCAGAGACAAAGCUCUGCAGGAGCGCUGCUACGCCGAGCAGCGUGCUGUGUGUGGAGAAGACCUGCCUCCACUCAACUUCGACCAGCUAAAAGAUCUCAGCUUGUUGGAGCGCUGUUUGAAGGAGACUCUGCGUCUCCGCCCACCCAUCAUGACCAUGAUGAGGAUGGCUCGCACUCUUCAGACUGCAGCAGGAUACACCAUCCCGGUGGGCCACCAGGUCUGCGUCUCCCCAACUGUCAACCACCGUCUGCAUGACACCUGGGAGCAGAGGAUGGAGUUCAAACCUGAUCGCUACCUCAAUGACAACCCCGCUGCAGGGGAGAAGUUUGCCUAUGUGCCAUUUGGAGCUGGUCGCCAUCGGUGCAUCGGGGAGAACUUUGCCUACGUACAGAUCAAAACCAUCUGGUCCACUUUACUGCGCAUGUAUGACUUUGACCUGGUGGGUGGAUAUUUCCCCACAAUUAACUACACCACAAUGAUUCACACCCCUCACAACCCCAUCAUCAGAUACAAGAGGAGACAACAGUGAGAGACUGAAGGAAAACACCAGAGGGAGCAGAGACACGAGGAAACGGUCAAAACAUCCCGAGUGAAGAGAAGCUCGAACCUCCUUGGACUUGAAUUUUGGAAGUUUCUGAUUAAUGCACUUUGCUCUGUAUAAAUGUCCAUCCUUUUACUAUUUGUGGUUCUUUCAGCCCCUUCUUUUUUUUUUUUUCUUAAUGCCAAAAUUUCCUUUAACGUUUUUGAACCUUGUGUUUCCAGAGAUAAUUACACUGACUGUGUGGCUCUGAUUGGAACACAGAUGCUAAUAUUCACAGUGUGAAUUCUUCAGGACAGAAAUGGUCAGUAAUACAGUGCCUUGAUGGCAAGGACACAUUAAUGAGUGCUUCUUUCAUUCAUUCCUUUGGGCCCCAGAAAAUUCUAUUCAUCGGAAAACAAAGCAGUUAACCAAUGAUCUUCAUUAUUUCUACUUGACAAUUUUUUGUACAUUUGAUGGCAAACUGCAACCAUCGUAACUUUUAUUGCAUUAAUCACAUGAACACUACAAUAGAUCCUACUGUAAGUAGGUGGAAGUUUAUGUAUCAGCUGUUUGUGGGAUGUUUUCACACUGACUAACCUUAAAACUCGCUGGGGAGAUCGGGUGCUGCAGUCCAGGUCAUCCAGCAUUUGAGGAGACAAACAGAAUCACAGCUCUGAGUAAAGGUGCUUUUUAAAGGUGGCCUACACUAAUUGGGAACUUUGCACCUGAACCUCGUUGAGUUAACAAACACCAACUGAUUUUUGCAGGAGAGGCUGGAACCCGAACAUAAAGUCACAGCAAGUCACUGGAUGAACUGUCUUGUCCAUUGGGAUAUUCAUUAGAACUCCGCAAAAUGUCCAGAAAAUAUUCCGCUGAUCACAGGAUAUUUUGAUUUAUUUUGUCCUUUGCAGUGUUUGGUUCUUCUGUUGCAGAAAGUAACUUGAUAAUUUUAAACAUUUACGUUCAUAAUUCUUUGAAUAAAGGAACUUUCAAAAAUCA